UCAGUCGACCCACAGGGCCACCAUGGGGAAUUAUAGAAUGAUUCCGAUAUGGGCGCUGCGAUGGAUGGUACUAGCCCUUGGAAUAAGCACCACACAGACAGCAAAUGGACCUGUCAACAUCAUCCCUCCAAUGACCAAGAUAAUCAUGACCUCAGGCGUCAGCCCCGCUCAUAACGAACGAGUCUGCAGCACAUGGGGGAACUACCACUUCAAGACUUUUGAUGGUGACAUCUUCCAACUGCCCUCCACCUGCAACUACAUCUUGACCUCACAGUGCAGGGGCAGCUACGAGGAGUUCAAUAUCCAGAUGCGACGGCAGGUGGUGGACGGCCAUCCCACCAUCAGCAAGAUCACCAUGAAGCUGGAGGGCAUGGCUGUGGAGCUGACCAAUGGCUCCAUCAGCGUGGAUGACCAGGAGGUGACGCUGCCGUACAGCCAUUCUGGAGUCCUCAUUGAGAAAAACCCCUCCUACAUUAAAGUUACGGCCAAGUUGGGGCUCACAGCCAUGUGGAAUCAUGAUGACGCUCUCAUGAUUGAACUGGACAGCAAGUACAAAAAUCAGACGUGUGGACUGUGUGGCGACUUUAAUGGGGUCCAGCUCUACAAUGAGUUCUUCAAAAACGGUGUUGAGAUAUCUGCGUCUGACUAUGGAAACUUUGCCAAGAUGGAUGCUCCAACAGAGAGCUGCUCUGCAUCAUCCACUUCAUCAGACAGCACAUGCAGCAAGCUGACAUCAGUGUGUGAGCAGUUGUUCUCAGGACCAUCCUUCAGCAGCUGUAAGGACCUCGUGGCCCUUGACUUCUUCAUCAAAGCCUGUGAGGUGGACAUGUGCCAGUGCAGCAAAAACUCCAGCUCUUUCUGCCUGUGCAGCACCAUCUCAGAGUUCUCCCGCCAGUGUGUGCACGCCGGCGGAAAACCUGGCCAGUGGAGGACAGACCAGUUCUGCUCAAAAACAUGCCCUUACACAAACAUGGUGCACCAGGAGUGUGGGAACCCCUGCAUCAACACCUGCUCCAACCCUGACAGAAGCCACGUCUGUGAAGAACACUGCGUUGAUGGAUGCUUCUGCCCAGCAGGUUAUGUGCUUGAUGACCUCACUGGGAAAGGAUGUGUAACACAGGAACAGUGCUCCUGCACCCACAAUGGAAAAACCUAUCAGCCUGGUCAGUCCUUCACCAGCAACUGCAAAGAAUGCACAUGCACCUCCAACCAGUGGAGCUGUAAAGAGAAAGACUGUCCUGCGACCUGCUCUGUGGAGGGAGGCUCUCAUAUCGCCACAUUCGAUGGAAAGGCAUACACUUUCCAUGGUGACUGUACAUACGUCCUCGUUAAGGAAACCAAUGGCACAGACUUCACGGUGGUAGGAGACUUGGUAAAAUGUGGUCUGACCGAUACAGAGACGUGUCUGAAGGCGGUCACCCUGGCCCUCUCCGGAGGGAACACCGUGUUCAGCAUCCAGCCGGACGGAAAAGUCUUUGUCAACAGAAUCUUUUCUCAGCUUCCUCUCUCAACAGCGGGUGUGAACAUUUUCAGACCGACCACGUUUUACGUCAUCGUGCAGACCUCUUUUGGACUUCAGAUGGAGGUUCAGCUCGUGCCAAUUAUGCAGGUCUACAUAACAGUGGAUGGAACUCACAAGCAGAAGUUACUUGGCCUGUGUGGAAACUUCAAUGACAUGCAAAGUGAUGAUUUCACCACUACGACUGGGUCCUGCGAGGGUACCGGUGCAGGCUUCGCCAACAGCUGGAGGACCAGAGCUAACUGCCCUGAAAUGAAGAACAGCUUCGAGAACCCAUGCAGUCUUAGCUUGGAAAAUGAGAAAUAUGCUCAGAAGUGGUGCUCUCUGCUGUCAGACCCCAAUGGAGCGUUUGCUCCAUGCCACAGUGAGAUCAGCCCAGAUCUCUAUCAAAAGAACUGCAUGUAUGACUCCUGCAAUUGUGAGAAGAGUGAGAGCUGCAUGUGCGCAGCACUUUCUUCGUAUGUGCACGCCUGUGCUGCCAAAGGGAUCCUUCUCAACGGCUGGAGAAAUGAAGCCUGCAAGAAUUAUACCACCUGCCCCAGCACCAUGGUCUACUCCUACGACGUUCAGACCAGCAACCAGUCAUGCCGCUGCCACAGUGACCCAGACUUUACAUGUGCUGUUACCUUUGAGCCCGUGGACGGAUGUGUCUGCGCAGCUGGAACGUAUCUUGAUGAAAGCGGGAAAUGUGUCCCGCCAGCUAAAUGUUCCUGCUACUUCAAAGGAUCAGUGAUUCCUCCUGGAGAAGUCAUCACCAGGGAUGGUGCCAUGUGCACCUGUAAAGACGGCCAAAUCAGCUGCAUCGGACAUUCCACUGACGAGCCAACUUGCUCCUCACCAAUGGUGUUCUUCAACUGCACCAACUCUGCCCCAGGAUCUACAGGCUCUGAGUGCCAGAAGAGCUGCAACAAUCUGGACCUCACCUGUAUCAGUACAGAGUGUAUCUCGGGCUGUGUGUGUCCCUCGGGACUGGUGUCCGAUGGGCAAGGAGGCUGCAUUAAAGAGGAACUGUGUCCUUGCGUCCACAAUGGUGUCUUUCACCAACCUGGAGAAUCCAUCAAAGUUGACUGCAAUACCUGCACAUGUAAGGACAAGAAAUGGCAGUGCACCACAAAUCCGUGCUAUGGAACCUGCACAGCUUACGGCGAUGGACAUUACAUCACAUUUGAUGGGAAAAGAUACACCUUUGAUGGAGACUGUGAAUAUACCCUUGUCAGAGAUCACUGUGGCCUCAGCAAUGCCAGCGCCACCUUCAGAGUCAUCACUGAAAACGUUCCCUGUGGAACCACCGGCACAACCUGCUCCAAGGCUAUUAAGCUCUUCCUUGGGAAAAAUGAGCUCAUACUAACGGAUGGAAGCUACCAAGUUGUGCAAAGGGAUCAAGGAGAGGAGAUUCCCUACCAGAUCCAGCUCAUUGGAAUCUACUUGGUGAUUGAGGCCGAUAAUGGCAUAAUUCUUAUGUGGGAUCGAAAGACAAGCAUAUCCAUCAAGCUGAGUCCAGAAUACAAGGGUGCUGUCUGCGGCCUCUGCGGAAAUUAUGACGGCAAUGCAAAGAAUGACUUCACCUUAAGAAACCAAGGAGUGGUGACCAGUGCCUUGGAGUUUGGAAACAGCUGGAAGGAUUCCUCCACCUGCCCCAAUGCCGCCACUCUCCUGAAUCCCUGUUCCUUUAACCCCUACAGGCAGUCCUGGGCUCAGAAACAGUGCAGCAUCAUCAACAGUGAGGUCUUCCAAGACUGUCAUUCACAGGUGGAUCCCACUCCCUAUUAUGAGGCUUGUGUGUGGGACGCGUGUGCCUGUGAUACUGGUGGAGACUGCGAGUGUUUGUGCACUGCGGUCGCAACCUACGCAGAAGUCUGUAAUGCGGUUGGAACCUGCAUUGCAUGGAGAACACCUAGCAUCUGCCCAAUAUUCUGCGAUUACUACAACCCUACUGGUGAGUGUGAGUGGCACUAUAAACCCUGUGGCGCCCCCUGUGUGAAGACCUGCAGGAACCCCUCUGGGAAGUGUUCCAGUCAGAUACCACCACUGGAAGGCUGUUCUCCAAACUGUCCUCUUGAUCAGCCAUACCUUGAUGAGCAGACAAUGAAAUGUGUGAAGAGUGAGAGCUGCGGCUGCUACGAUAAACAAGGGAAGCAUUACAGCAAUGGAGAGAACGUUCCCAGCACAGAAAACUGCCAGACAUGUUCUUGCCAUUCGGUGACAAUCAACUGCACAAGAGAUGUCAACGCAUGUACCUGCACAUACGAUGGAAAAACAUAUCGAUAUGGAAGCAUUAUCUACAACACCACCGAUGGGUAUGGCCACUGCAUGACGGCUGUCUGUGGAGAGGAUGGAAAGAUUGAGAGGAAAAUGUAUCCUUGCACUACAACUCCACCACCAACAACAACCAUUCCAACAACUACCUUUAACUUCUCCACAACACAACCAGUGUCAACUACGCACUCUAGUACUCCAACAUCACCACAGCCAACAACUACUUCUGGGUCAUGUCAGCAAUCAUGUGCAUGGACUCCAUGGUUUGAUACAACAUUCCCCACCCCUGGUCCCGAUGGAGGUGACUCUGAAACUUACAGUAAUAUAAGAGCAGCUGGUUAUGACAUCUGCAAUGAACCAAGCAAAAUUGAGUGCCGAGCUGAAAAGUAUCCGAACAAAAGCAUAAGCGAAGUAGGGCAGGUUGUGGAAUGUAAUGUCAAAGAAGGUUUAAUAUGCAAGAACAAGGAUCAGUCAGGUCCAUUUCCACUGUGCUUGAACUACCAAAUACGAGUUUAUUGCUGUGACAACAAGAACUGUACAACAAAGUCAGCAACGACUUCACCAACGUUAACUACCACAAUAAAGACAACUCCACAUUACUGUGAGGUCUGUUCCUGGACUGAAUGGAUUAAUGCAGAUUAUCCUGAAUAUGGACCAAAUGGAGGUGACAAUGACACUAUUAAAAAUAUUAUAAAAUCUGGACGCUAUAAAAUAUGUGAAAAACCAGUUGAAGUCAAGUGUCAAGCAGUGCGCUACCCUGGAGUUCCAUUAUCAGAGUUACACCAGAAUGUUACAUGCAAUGAACAAGGUUUACUUUGUGAGAACAAAUAUCAAACUCUCAUUUGUCUUGACUAUGAGAUAAAAGCAAAAUGUUGCAAGAGCGUAGAAUGUUCAACUACAACACAAACUACUACCACUAUACCUAAAACAACCAGCCCAAAGACGACUACAACAACAAGACCAUCCACAACGAUAACAAAUAUGCCACCUAUUACUUGUGCUCAGUGCAGCUGGUCAGCCUGGAUGGACUUUGGCCCUCCAACAACAGGUCCUAAUGGUGGUGAAAUUGUACCAAUGAAAAGAAUAAGGGAGACUUAUCCUAACAUCUGUAGCGUGCCAAGUAAAGUGGAAUGCAGAGCAAAACUCUACCCAGGACUUCCACUUUCACAAGUGGGUCAAGUGGUGACUUGUAAUGCUCAAGAUGGACUGAUUUGUUUGAACCAAAACCAGGGUCUCCAGCAACAGUGCUUUGAUUAUGAGAUUAGAGUCUCCUGUUGUAACAUUAUGCCAGGGCCUUGUCCAUCAACUUCAACUGAAACACCAACUACGCCAACCACAACAACCACACCUACGACAACAAUUACAACAACUCCAACAACAACUACGCCUACAACAACUACAACUCCAACAACAACAUCACCGACCUCAACAACAUCCCCAACCACAACACCAUCCACGACCACAAGCACAUCACCUAAAUCUACAACAAAAACCACAAUUUCAACCACAACAAGCUGUAAGCUUUGCCAGUGGUCAGCGUGGAUGGACUUUGGCCCUCCAACAACAGGUGCUAAUGGUGGAGAAUUUGUACCAAUGAAAAGAAUAAGGGAGACUUAUCCUAACAUCUGUAGCGUGCCAAGUAAAGUGGAAUGCAGAGCAAAACUCUACCCAGGACUUCCACUUUCACAACUGGGUCAAGUGGUGACUUGUAAUGCUCAAGAUGGACUGAUUUGUUUGAACCAAAACCAGGGUCUCCAGAAACAGUGCUUUGAUUAUGAGAUUAGAGUCUCCUGUUGUGACGUUGUGCCAGGGCCUUGUCCAUCAACUUCAACUGAAACGACAACUACGCCAACCACAACAACCACACCUACGACAACAAUUACAACAACUCCAACAACAACUACGCCUACAACAACUACAACUCCAACAACAACAUCACCGACCUCAACAACAUCCCCCACCACAACACCAUCCACGACCACAAGCACAUCACCUAAAUCUACAACAAAAACCACAAUUUCAACCACAACAAGCUGUAAGCUUUGCCAGUGGUCAGCGUGGAUGGACUUUGGCCCUCCAACAACAGGUGCUAAUGGUGGAGAAUUUGUACCAAUGAAAAGAAUAAGGGAGACUUAUCCUAACAUCUGUAGCGUUCCAAGUAAAGUGGAAUGCAGAGCAAAACUCUACCCAGGACUUCCACUUUCACAACUGGGUCAAGUGGUGACUUGUAAUGCUCAAGAUGGACUGAUUUGUUUGAACCAAAACCAGGGUCUCCAGAAACAGUGCUUUGAUUAUGAGAUUAGAGUCUCCUGUUGUGACGUUGUGCCAGGGCCUUGUCCAUCAACUUCAACUGAAACGACAACUACGCCAACCACAACAACCACACCUACGACAACAAUUACAACAACUCCAACAACAACUACGCCUACAACAACUACAACUCCAACAACAACAUCACCGACCUCAACAACAUCCCCAACCACAACACCGUCAACAACUCCAACAACAACUACACCUACAACAACUACAACUCCAACAACAACAUCACCGACCUCAACAACAUCCCCAACCACAACACCAUCCACAACCACAAGCACAUCACCUAAAUCUACAACAAAAACAACAAUUUCAACCACGACAAGCUGUACGCAUUGCCAGUGGUCAGCGUGGAUGGACUUUGGCCCUCCAACAACAGGUGCUAAUGGUGGUGAAAUUGUACCAAUGAAAAGAAUAAGGGAGACUUAUCCUAACAUCUGUAGCGUGCCAAGUAAAGUGGAAUGCAGAGCAAAACUCUACCCAGGACUUCCACUUUCACAACUGGGUCAAGUGGUGACUUGUAAUGCUCAAGAUGGACUGAUUUGUUUGAACCAAAACCAGGGUCUCCAGCAACAGUGCUUUGAUUAUGAGAUUAGAGUCUCCUGUUGUGACGUUGUGCCAGGGCCUUGUCCAUCAACUUCAACUGAAACGACAACUACGCCAACCACAACAACCACACCUACGACAACAAUUACAACAACUCCAACAACAACUACGCCUACAACAACUACAACUCCAACAACAACAUCACCGACCUCAACAACAUCCCCCACCACAACACCAUCCACGACCACAAGCACAUCACCUAAAUCUACAACAAAAACCACAAUUUCAACCACAACAAGCUGUAAGCUUUGCCAGUGGUCAGCGUGGAUGGACUUUGGCCCUCCAACAACAGGUGCUAAUGGUGGAGAAUUUGUACCAAUGAAAAGAAUAAGGGAGACUUAUCCUAACAUCUGUAGCGUGCCAAGUAAAGUGGAAUGCAGAGCAAAACUCUACCCAGGACUUCCACUUUCACAACUGGGUCAAGUGGUGACUUGUAAUGCUCAAGAUGGACUGAUUUGUUUGAACCAAAACCAGGGUCUCCAGAAACAGUGCUUUGAUUAUGAGAUUAGAGUCUCCUGUUGUGAUAUUGUGCCAGGGCCUUGUCCAUCAACUUCAACUGAAACGACAACUACGCCAACCACAACAACCACACCUACGACAACAAGUACAACAACUCCAACAACAACUACGCCUACAACAACCACAACUCCAACAACAACAUCACCGACCUCAACAACAUCCCCAACCACAACACCGUCAACAACCACAAGCACAUCACCUAAAUCUACAACAAAAACCACAAUUUCAACCACGACAAGCUGUAAGCAUUGCCAGUGGUCAGCAUGGAUGGACUUUGGCCCUCCAACAACAGGUGCUAAUGGUGGAGAAUUUGUACCAAUGAAAAGAAUAAGGGAGACUUAUCCUAACAUCUGUAGCGUGCCAAGUAAAGUGGAAUGCAGAGCAAAACUCUACCCAGGACUUCCACUUUCACAACUGGGUCAAGUGGUGACUUGUAAUGCUCAAGAUGGACUGAUUUGUUUGAACCAAAACCAGGGUCUCCAGAAACAGUGCUUUGAUUAUGAGAUUAGAGUCUCCUGUUGUGAUAUUGUGCCAGGGCCUUGUCCAUCAACUUCAACUGAAACGACAACUACGCCAACCACAACAACCACACCUACGACAACAAUUACAACAACUCCAACAACAACUACGUCUCCAACAACUACAACUCCAACAACAACAUCACCGACCUCAACAACAUCCCCAACCACAACACCAUCCACAACCACAAGCACAUCACCUAAAUCUACAACAAAAACAACAAUUUCAACCACGACAAGCUGUACGCAUUGCCAGUGGUCAGCGUGGAUGGACUUUGGCCCUCCAACAACUGGUGCUAAUGGUGGUGAAAUUGUACCAAUGAAAAGAAUAAGGGAGACUUAUCCUAACAUCUGUACCGUGCCAAGGAAAGUGGAAUGCAGAGCAAAACUCUACCCAGGACUUCCACUUUCACAACUGGGUCAAGUGGUGACUUGUAAUGCUCAAGAUGGACUGAUUUGUUUGAACCAAAACCAGGGUCUCCAGCAACAGUGCUUUGAUUAUGAGAUUAGAGUCUCCUGUUGUGACGUUGUGCCAGGGCCUUGUCCAUCAACUUCAACUGAAACGACAACUACGCCAACCACAACAACCACACCUACGACAACAAUUACAACAACUCCAACAACAACUACGCCUACAACAACUACAACUCCAACAACAACAUCACCGACCUCAACAACAUCCCCCACCACAACACCAUCCACGACCACAAGCACAUCACCUAAAUCUACAACAAAAACCACAAUUUCAACCACAACAAGCUGUAAGCUUUGCCAGUGGUCAGCGUGGAUGGACUUUGGCCCUCCAACAACAGGUGCUAAUGGUGGAGAAUUUGUACCAAUGAAAAGAAUAAGGGAGACUUAUCCUAACAUCUGUAGCGUGCCAAGUAAAGUGGAAUGCAGAGCAAAACUCUACCCAGGACUUCCACUUUCACAACUGGGUCAAGUGGUGACUUGUAAUGCUCAAGAUGGACUGAUUUGUUUGAACCAAAACCAGGGUCUCCAGAAACAGUGCUUUGAUUAUGAGAUUAGAGUCUCCUGUUGUGAUAUUGUGCCAGGGCCUUGUCCAUCAACUUCAACUGAAACGACAACUACGCCAACCACAACAACCACACCUACGACAACAAGUACAACAACUCCAACAACAACUACGCCUACAACAACCACAACUCCAACAACAACAUCACCGACCUCAACAACAUCCCCAACCACAACACCGUCAACAACCACAAGCACAUCACCUAAAUCUACAACAAAAACCACAAUUUCAACCACGACAAGCUGUAAGCAUUGCCAGUGGUCAGCAUGGAUGGACUUUGGCCCUCCAACAACAGGUGCUAAUGGUGGAGAAUUUGUACCAAUGAAAAGAAUAAGGGAGACUUAUCCUAACAUCUGUACCGUGCCAAGUAAAGUGGAAUGCAGAGCAAAACUCUACCCAGGACUUCCACUUUCACAACUGGGUCAAGUGGUGACUUGUAAUGCUCAAGAUGGACUGAUUUGUUUGAACCAAAACCAGGGUCUCCAGAAACAGUGCUUUGAUUAUGAGAUUAGAGUCUCCUGUUGUGACGUUGUGCCAGGGCCUUGUCCAUCAACUUCAACUGAAACGACAACUACGCCAACCACAACAACCACACCUACGACAACAAUUACAACAACUCCAACAACAACUACGCCUACAACAACUACAACUCCAACAACAACAUCACCGACCUCAACAACAUCCCCAACCACAACACCGUCAACAACUCCAACAACAACUACACCUACAACAACUACAACUGCAACAACAACAUCACCGACCUCAACAACAUCCCCAACCACAACACCAUCCACAACCACAAGCACAUCACCUAAAUCUACAAGAAAAACAACAAUUUCAACCACGACAAGCUGUACGCAUUGCCAGUGGUCAGCGUGGAUGGACUUUGGCCCUCCAACAACUGGUGCUAAUGGUGGUGAAAUUGUACCAAUGAAAAGAAUAAGGGAGACUUAUCCUAACAUCUGUACCGUGCCAAGUAAAGUGGAAUGCAGAGCAAAACUCUACCCAGGACUUCCACUUUCACAACUGGGUCAAGUGGUGACUUGUAAUGCUCAAGAUGGACUGAUUUGUUUGAACCAAAACCAGGGUCUCCAGAAACAGUGCUUUGAUUAUGAGAUUAGAGUCUCCUGUUGUGACGUUGUGCCAGGGCCUUGUCCAUCAACUUCAACUGAAACGACAACUACGCCAACCACAACAACCACACCUACGACAACAAUUACAACAACUCCAACAACAACUACGCCUACAACAACUACAACUCCAACAACAACAUCACCGACCUCAACAACAUCCCCCACCACAACACCAUCCACGACCACAAGCACAUCACCUAAAUCUACAACAAAAACCACAAUUUCAACCACAACAAGCUGUAAGCUUUGCCAGUGGUCAGCGUGGAUGGACUUUGGCCCUCCAACAACAGGUGCUAAUGGUGGAGAAUUUGUACCAAUGAAAAGAAUAAGGGAGACUUAUCCUAACAUCUGUAGCGUGCCAAGUAAAGUGGAAUGCAGAGCAAAACUCUACCCAGGACUUCCACUUUCACAACUGGGUCAAGUGGUGACUUGUAAUGCUCAAGAUGGACUGAUUUGUUUGAACCAAAACCAGGGUCUCCAGAAACAGUGCUUUGAUUAUGAGAUUAGAGUCUCCUGUUGUGACAUUGUGCCAGGGCCUUGUCCAUCAACUUCAACUGAAACGACAACUACGCCAACCACAACAACCACACCUACAACAACAAUUACAACAACUCCAACAACAACUACGCCUACAACAACCACAACUCCAACAACAACAUCACCGACCUCAACAACAUCCCCAACCACAACACCGUCAACAACCACAAGCACAUCACCUAAAUCUACAACAAAAACCACAAUUUCAACCACGACAAGCUGUAAGCAUUGCCAGUGGUCAGCAUGGAUGGACUUUGGCCCUCCAACAACAGGUGCUAAUGGUGGUGAAAUUGUACCAAUGAAAAGAAUAAGGGAGACUUAUCCUAACAUCUGUAGCGUGCCAAGUAAAGUGGAAUGCAGAGCAAAACUCUACCCAGGACUUCCACUUUCACAACUGGGUCAAGUGGUGACUUGUAAUGCUCAAGAUGGACUGAUUUGUUUGAACCAAAACCAGGGUCUCCAGCAACAGUGCUUUGAUUAUGAGAUUAGAGUCUCCUGUUGUGACGUUGUGCCAGGGCCUUGUCCAUCAACUUCAACUGAAACGACAACUACGCCAACCACAACAACCACACCUACGACAACAAUUACAACAACUCCAACAACAACUACACCUACAACAACUACAACUCCAACAACAACAUCACCGACCUCAACAACAUCCCCAACCACAACACCAUCCACAACCACAAGCACAUCACCUAAAUCUACAACAAAAACCACAAUUUCAACCACGAUAAGCUGUACGCAUUGCCAGUGGUCAGCGUGGAUGGACUUUGGCCCUCCAACAACUGGUGCUAAUGGUGGUGAAAUUGUACCAAUGAAAAGAAUAAGGGAGACUUAUCCUAACAUCUGUACCGUGCCAAGUAAAGUGGAAUGCAGAGCAAAACUCUACCCAGGACUUCCACUUUCACAACUGGGUCAAGUGGUGACUUGUAAUGCUCAAGAUGGACUGAUUUGUUUGAACCAAAACCAGGGUCUCCAGCAACAGUGCUUUGAUUAUGAGAUUAGAGUCUCCUGUUGUGAUGUUGUGCCAGGGCCUUGUCCAUCGACUUCAACUGAAACGACAACUACGCCAACCACAACAACCACACCUACGACAACAACUACACCUACAACAACUACAACUCCAACAACAACAUCACCGACCUCAACAACAUCCCCAACCACAACACCAUCCACAACCACAAGCACAUCACCUAAAUCUACAACAAAAACAACAAUUUCAACCACGACAAGCUGUACGCAUUGCCAGUGGUCAGCGUGGAUGGACUUUGGCCCUCCAACAACUGGUGCUAAUGGUGGUGAAAUUGUACCAAUGAAAAGAAUAAGGGAGACUUAUCCUAACAUCUGUACCGUGCCAAGUAAAGUGGAAUGCAGAGCAAAACUCUACCCAGGACUUCCACUUUCACAACUGGGUCAAGUGGUGACUUGUAAUGCUCAAGAUGGACUGAUUUGUUUGAACCAAAACCAGGGUCUCCAGCAACAGUGCUUUGAUUAUGAGAUUAGAGUCUCCUGUUGUGAUGUUGUGCCAGGGCCUUGUCCAUCGACUUCAACUGAAACGACAACUACGCCAACCACAACAACCACACCUACGACAACAACUACACCUACAACAACUACAACUCCAACAACAACAUCCCCGACCUCAACAACAUCCCCAACCACAACACCAUCCACAACCACAAGCACAUCACCUAAAUCUACAACAAAAACCACAAUUUCAACCACAACAAGCUGUAAGCUUUGCCAGUGGUCAGCGUGGAUGGACUUUGGCCCUCCAACAACAGGUGCUAAUGGUGGAGAAUUUGUACCAAUUAAAAGAAUAAGGGAGACUUAUCCUAACAUCUGUAGUGUGCCAAGUAAAGUGGAAUGCAGAGCAAAACUCUACCCAGGACUUCCACUUUCACAACUGGGUCAAGUGGUGACUUGUAAUGCUCAAGAUGGACUGAUUUGUUUGAACCAAAACCAGGGUCUCCAGAAACAGUGCUUUGAUUAUGAGAUUAGAGUCUCCUGUUGUGACGUUGUGCCAGGGCCUUGUCCAUCAACUUCAACUGAAACGACAACUACGCCAACCACAACAACCACACCUACAACAACAAUUACAACAACUCCAACAACAACUACGCCUACAACAACCACAACUCCAACAACAACAUCACCGACCUCAACAACAUCCCCAACCACAACACCGUCAACAACCACAAGCACAUCACCUAAAUCUACAACAAAAAACACAAUUUCAACCACGACAAGCUGUAAGCAUUGCCAGUGGUCAGCAUGGAUGGACUUUGGCCCUCCAACAACAGGUGCUAAUGGUGGUGAAAUUGUACCAAUGAAAAGAAUAAGGGAGACUUAUCCUAACAUCUGUAGCGUGCCAAGUAAAGUGGAAUGCAGAGCAAAACUCUACCCAGGACUUCCACUUUCACAACUGGGUCAAGUGGUGACUUGUAAUGCUCAAGAUGGACUGAUUUGUUUGAACCAAAACCAGGGUCUCCAGCAACAGUGCUUUGAUUAUGAGAUUAGAGUCUCCUGUUGUGACGUUGUGCCAGGGCCUUGUCCAUCAACUUCAACUGAAACGACAACUACGCCAACCACACCUACGACAACAAUUACAACAACUCCAACAACAACUACGCCUACAACAACUCCAACUCCAACAACAACAUCACCGACCUCAACAACAUCCCCAACCACAACACCAUCCACGACCACAAGCACAUCACCUAAAUCUACAACAAAAACCACAAUUUCAACCACGACAAGCUGUAAGCAUUGCCAGUGGUCAGCGUGGAUGGACUUUGGCCCUCCAACAACAGGUGCUAAUGGUGGAGAAUUUGUACCAAUGAAAAGAAUAAGGGAGACUUAUCCUAACAUCUGUAGCGUGCCAAGUAAAGUGGAAUGCAGAGCAAAACUCUACCCAGGACUUCCACUUUCACAACUGGGUCAAGUGGUGACUUGUAAUGCUCAAGAUGGACUGAUUUGUUUGAACCAAAACCAGGGUCUCCAGAAACAGUGCUUUGAUUAUGAGAUUAGAGUCUCCUGUUGUGACGUUGUGCCAGGGCCUUGUCCAUCAACUUCAACUGAAACGACAACUACGCCAACCACACCUACGACAACAAUUACAACAACUCCAACAACAACUACGCCUACAACAACUACAACUCCAACAACAACAUCACCGACCUCAACAACAUCCCCAACCACAACACCAUCCACAACCACAAGCACAUCACCUAAAUCUACAACAAAAACCACAAUUUCAACCACGACAAGCUGUAAGCAUUGCCAGUGGUCAGCAUGGAUGGACUUUGGCCCUCCAACAACAGGUGCUAAUGGUGGUGAAAUUGUACCAAUGAAAAGAAUAAGGGAGACUUAUCCUAACAUCUGUAGCGUGCCAAGUAAAGUGGAAUGCAGAGCAAAACUCUACCCAGGACUUCCACUUUCACAACUGGGUCAAGUGGUGACUUGUAAUGCUCAAGAUGGACUGAUUUGUUUGAACCAAAACCAGGGUCUCCAGCAACAGUGCUUUGAUUAUGAGAUUAGAGUCUCCUGUUGUCACGUUGUGCCAGGGCCUUGUCCAUCAACUUCAACUGAAACGACAACUACGCCAACCACAACAACCACACCUACGACAACAAUUACAACAACUCCAACAACAACGACACCUACAACAACUACAACUCCAACAACAACAUCCCCGACCUCAACAACAUCUCCAACCACAACACCGUCAACAACCACAAGCACAUCACCUAAAUCUACAACAAAAACCACAAUUUCAACCACGACAAGCUGUAAGCAUUGCCAGUGGUCAGCAUGGAUGGACUUUGGCCCUCCAACAACAGGUGCUAAUGGUGGUGAAAUUGUACCAAUGAAAAGAAUAAGGGAGACUUAUCCUAACAUCUGUAGCGUGCCAAGUAAAGUGGAAUGCAGAGCAAAACUCCCAGGACUUCCACUUUCACAACUGGGUCAAGUGGUGACUUGUAAUGCUCAAGAUGGACUGAUUUGUUUGAACCAAAACCAGGGUCUCCAGCAACAGUGCUUUGAUUAUGAGAUUAGAGUCUCCUGUUGUGACGUUGUGCCAGGGCCUUGUCCAUCAACUUCAACUGAAACGACAACUACGCCAACCACAACAACCACACCUACGACAACAAUUACAACAACUCCAACAACAACUACGCCUACAACAACUACAACUCCAACAACAACAUCACCGACCUCAACAACAUCCCCAACCACAACACCAUCCACAACCACAAGCACAUCACCUAAAUCUACAACAAAAACAACAAUUUCAACCACAACAAGCUGUACGCAAUGCCAGUGGUCAGCGUGGAUGGACUUUGGCCCUCCAACAACUGGUGCUAAUGGUGGUGAAAUUGUACCAAUGAAAAGAAUAAGGGAGACUUAUCCUAACAUCUGUAGUGUGCCAAGUAAAGUGGAAUGCAGAGCAAAACUCUACCCAGGACUUCCACUUUCACAACUGGGUCAAGUGGUGACUUGUAAUGCUCAAGAUGGACUGAUUUGUUUGAACCAAAACCAGGGUCUCCAGCAACAGUGCUUUGAUUAUGAGAUUAGAGUCUCCUGUUGUGAUGUUGUGCCAGGGCCUUGUCCAUCAACUUCAACUGAAACGACAACUACGCCAACCACAACAACCACACCUACGACAACAAUUACAACAACUCCAACAACAACUACGCCUACAACAACUACAACUCCAACAACAACAUCACCGACCUCAACAACAUCCCCAACCACAACACCAUCCACAACCACAAGCACAUCACCUAAAUCUACAACAAAAACAACAAUUUCAACCACAACAAGCUGUACGCAAUGCCAGUGGUCAGCGUGGAUGGACUUUGGCCCUCCAACAACUGGUGCUAAUGGUGGUGAAAUUGUACCAAUGAAAAGAAUAAGGGAGACUUAUCCUAACAUCUGUAGUGUGCCAAGUAAAGUGGAAUGCAGAGCAAAACUCUACCCAGGACUUCCACUUUCACAACUGGGUCAAGUCGUGAAUUGUAAUGCUCAAGAUGGACUGAUUUGUUUGAACCAAAACCAGGGUCUCCAGCAACAGUGCUUUGAUUAUGAGAUUAGAGUCUCCUGUUGUGACGUUGUGCCAGGGCCUUGUCCAUCAACUUCAACUGAAACGACAACUACGCCAACCACAACAACCACACCUACGACAACAAUUACAACAACUCCAACAACAACUACGUCUCCAACAACUACAACUCCAACAACAACAUCACCGACCUCAACAACAUCCCCAACCACAACACCAUCCACAACCACAAGCACAUCACCUAAAUCUACAACAAAAACAACAAUUUCAACCACGACAAGCUGUACGCAUUGCCAGUGGUCAGCGUGGAUGGACUUUGGCCCUCCAACAACUGGUGCUAAUGGUGGUGAAAUUGUACCAAUGAAAAGAAUAAGGGAGACUUAUCCUAACAUCUGUACCGUGCCAAGGAAAGUGGAAUGCAGAGCAAAACUCUACCCAGGACUUCCACUUUCACAACUGGGUCAAGUGGUGACUUGUAAUGCUCAAGAUGGACUGAUUUGUUUGAACCAAAACCAGGGUCUCCAGCAACAGUGCUUUGAUUAUGAGAUUAGAGUCUCCUGUUGUGACGUUAUGCCAGGGCCUUGUCCAUCAACUUCAACUGAAACGACAACUACGCCAACCACAACAACCACACCUACGACAACAAUUACAACAACUCCAACAACAACUACACCUACAACAACUACAACUCCAACAACAACAUCCCCGACCUCAACAACAUCCCCAACCACAACACCAUCCACAACCACAAGCACAUCACCUAAAUCUACAACAAAAACAACAAUUUCAACCACGACAAGCUGUACGCAUUGCCAGUGGUCAGCGUGGAUGGACUUUGGCCCUCCAACAACCGGUGCAAAUGGUGGUGAAAUUGUACCAAUGAAAAGAAUAAGGGAGACUUAUCCUAACAUUUGUAGCGUGCCAAGUAAAGUGGAAUGCAGAGCAAAACUCUACCCAGGACUUCCACUUUCACAACUGGGUCAAGUGGUGACUUGUAAUGCUCAAGAUGGACUGAUUUGUUUGAACCAAAACCAGGGUCUCCAGCAACAGUGCUUUGAUUAUGAGAUUAGAGUCUCCUGUUGUGACGUUGUGCCAGGGCCUUGUCCAUCAACUUCAACUGAAACGACAACUACGCCAACCACACCUACGACAACAAUUACAACAACUCCAACAACAACUACACCUACAACAACUACAACUCCAACAACAACAUCACCGACCUCAACAACAUCCCCAACCACAACACCAUCCACGACCACAAGCACAUCACCUAAAUCUACAACAAAAACCACAAUUUCAACCACGACAAGCUGUACGCAUUGCCAGUGGUCAGCGUGGAUGGACUUUGGCCCUCCAACAACAGGUGCUAAUGGUGGUGAAAUUGUACCAAUGAAAAGAAUAAGGGAGACUUAUCCUAACAUCUGUAGUGUGCCAAGUAAAGUGGAAUGCAGAGCAAAACUCUACCCAGGACUUCCACUUUCACAACUGGGUCAAGUGGUGACUUGUAAUGCUCAAGAUGGACUGAUUUGUUUGAACCAAAACCAGGGUCUCCAGCAACAGUGCUUUGAUUAUGAGAUUAGAGUCUCCUGUUGUGAUGUUGUGCCAGGGCCUUGUCCAUCGACUUCAACUGAAACGACAACUACGCCAACCACAACAACCACACCUACGACAACAACUACACCUACAACAACUACAACUCCAACAACAACAUCCCCGACCUCAACAACAUCCCCAACCACAACACCAUCCACAACCACAAGCACAUCACCUAAAUCUACAACAAAAACCACAAUUUCAACCACGACAAGCUGUAAGCAUUGCCAGUGGUCAGCGUGGAUGGACUUUGGCCCUCCAACAACUGGUGCUAAUGGUGGAGAAUUUGUACCAAUGAAAAGAAUAAGGGAGACUUAUCCUAACAUCUGUAGCGUGCCAAGUAAAGUGGAAUGCAGAGCAAAACUCUACCCAGGACUUCCACUUUCACAACUGGGUCAAGUGGUGACUUGUAAUGCUCAAGAUGGACUGAUUUGUUUGAACCAAAACCAGGGUCUCCAGCAACAGUGCUUUGAUUAUGAGAUUAGAGUGUCUUGUUGUGACGUUGUGCCUGGGCCUUGUCCAUCGACUUCAACUCAAACAACAUCCCCUACAACGACAAUAACCCCAACAUCAUCAACAUCCCCAAUCCCAAGCACAUCACCUACACCCAUAACAACAACCACAAGUUCAAGCACGACAACAUGUGAACCAUGCCACUGGUCAGCGUGGAUGGACUUUGGCCCUCCAACAACAGGUGCUAAUGGUGGUGAAAUUGUACCAAUGAAAAGAAUAAGGGAGACUUAUCCUAACAUCUGUACCGUGCCAAGUAAAGUGGAAUGCAGAGCAAAACUCUACCCAGGACUUCCACUUUCACAACUGGGUCAAGUAGUGACUUGUAAUGCUCAAGAUGGACUGAUUUGUUUGAACCAAAACCAGGGUCUCCAGCAGCAAUGCUUUGAUUAUGAGAUUAGAGUCUCCUGUUGUGAUAGAUACUGUCCUGAAACUAGUCCUACAGUUACAACAUCUACGCCCGUUGUACAUACUGCAUCCACAUCAACUCCUGCCCAUAUUUCUCAGAAUUGUACUUGCAUCUUCGAUGGAUUAAUCUAUCCACCAGGUUCCCAAGUAUACAAUGUUAGUGAUGGCGAUGGAUGGUGUUACAUUAUGACAUGCGUUAAAAAUGCCAAUGCCGCAUGUGUCUUGAUUCCACAACUGACCCCAUGUGGUGUGACCACAACUUCACCACCUACAACCACACCUCUGUCACCAAACUGUGACAAUCACAACCCACCUCUAAAGAAUGGUGAAAGUAUACCAGUUGGCAAUUGCUCCAAUAUCACAUGCGUCGACAGAACAAUCAAGCAUGAGCAUGUGCAUUGUGAGCCUGCACCUUUGCCAGUGUGUGUAAACAACUAUCCACCAGUAAGCGUCACUGAUGAUUCCGGAUGCUGUUCCAAAUAUGAUUGCCAAUGUAUCUGCAGUGGCUUUGGAGACCCUCAUUACAUCACAUUUGAUGGAACAUACUACCCAUUCCAAGGGAACUGCUCCUACGUCUUGGUCAAAGAGAUCCAUCCAAAAUAUAACUUCAGCGUCGUCAUUGACAAUGUCAACUGUGAUUCUUCAGAUGGCCUCUCCUGUCCUAAGUCCCUGACGGUGUACUACAAAGCCUUCAAGAUAUUCAUGUCACAGGAGAUUUCUAAUGGAAUUGUCACAAACUUGAUUUACGUCAACAAUAAGCGAGUCGUGCUGCCAUUUGAGAACAGUGACAUCCGAAUAACAGACAACGGCAUUGAAUCACUGGUGGUGAUACCAGCGAUUGGAGCACAGGUCACAUUCACUGGAAUGAUGUUUUUCAUCAACCUCCCAUGGAAAAACUUCCACGGUAACACUGAGGGACAAUGCGGAACAUGUGAUAAUACCCGCACUGAUGACUGCCGCCUGCCAAAUGGCACUGUUAUAUCAUCAUGUGAAAAAAUGGCUCCCUAUUGGCAUGUUCAUGACAACAAUGGCUCCUGCGAAUCAGUUCCACCUACACUACCACCAGUGCACUGUACCAAUUAUUCAAUCUGCGAAAUUAUUAGAAGCAAGGUCUUUGAGAAAUGCCACAAGCUCGUCCCUUAUGAGCCUUUUGUCAUGGCCUGCAACUUUGAUGUUUGCCACAUUAACAACGUGUCUAUUGGCUGUGCUAGUUUGCAAACGUAUGCAGAGGAGUGUGCUCUGGCAGGAGUAUGCAUCGACUGGAGAGGAGCCACGAAUGGAACAUGUCCUUUCAAGUGUAAAUCACCCAGAGUAUACAAAGCUUGUGCUCCUCAGGUUGAGUCAACUUGUGAUCUGAGAUAUAACAUGAAAUUUAUAAGUGAGCCCAGUCCAUUCAAUGCUUUGGGAAACAUCAUUUGGGAGGGCUGCUACUGUCCAGAUGGCACUACAUUGCUGAACCCAUUUUCAGAUGUCUGUGUUCCCACUUGUAACAUCUGCCUGCUGCCAAAUGGAGGGUGGAAACAGGCUGGUACCACAUGGACUAACGGCUGUGAGACCUGCACAUGCGUUCCCGAAACUCUGACUCUGAACUGUGUGGGUCCAGCAUGUCCCGCACCACAGCCGGUUACCUGCGAUCAGGAAGGUCAGGUGAAGAUCACAGAGACGGUGGGCUGCUGCCAGAACCUCACAUGCGUGUGCAAUGGCCAUCUUUGUCCUUCUGAGAAGCUUACAUGCCCUGUUGGAUACAUUCAAGAGGUUGUAAUGGGACCUUGCUGUCCGAAGUAUACAUGUGAGCUUAACGGAAAAGUCUGCGUGUUCAACAAUACGGAAUAUAAGCCUGGUUCAGCUGUGCCUAUGCAAAACUGUGAACAGUGCAUAUGCAGUGAUGAGAUGGAUCAACAAAAUCAAUGGCACAAAAUUGACUGUCAGCCUCUUCCAUGUGACACAUUCUGCCCCCUGGGAUAUGAGUACCAGCCAGUUCUAGGGCAGUGCUGUGGAAACUGUGUGCAGACCAGCUGCGUGGCCACGUUAGGGAACAUCACCGAAACCAUUGAGCCCGGUCAAAUCUGGACUCCAUCUAGUGAUAAAUGUUUGAAGUAUGAGUGUGUGAAGAUUGGAACACAGUUCAUCGUAAUUGAGGCCAAGCUUGUUUGUCCAAAGAUCAAUGAAGACGACUGUAUUCCUGGAACGAUAGUCGUUGGUCCCGAUGGUUGCUGUGUUACCUGCAUAAACAAGACGGAGCACUGUGGUGUAAGCAAGAGCUCCACGUACCUCGAGAGCAAUGGCUGCAAAACUACAAACCUUGUGGAGAUGACGACUUGCAAAGGCUCUUGCAGCACAUCGUCUGGAUACUCAGUGCAAACCAGAGCAAUCCAGCACUCAUGCUCCUGUUGCCAGGAACUGGUCACCAGCCAGAAAGAAGCAACACUCAUCUGUCCAGACGGAUCAAAGGUCAUACACACUUACAUCUUUAUUGAAAAGUGUGGCUGCACGGAGACGGAAUGCACAGCGAGGGAGGCUGCUGCUGUCAGGCAGCGCCGCAGAAGACGGUGAUCUCCAUGCUCAACCUGCUCAAAUCAACGUUAAUCUAUUUAUGACUUUAUUUACAAUUCAGUUUGCUUAUCUGAAUCACUCUACAACCUGAAAAAAAUGGUAUCUGUACUCUCAUAAUUUCUUUUCUGAUGCUUAAAAUUCAAUAAAUGUCAGCAGUGAA
Messenger RNA from Pygocentrus nattereri (red-bellied piranha), 20729 nucleotides. It is a transcript of the gene muc5f, whose product is annotated as mucin 5f. The record is from RefSeq and is a predicted model, not a curated record. Gene Ontology annotation, molecular function: protein binding. NCBI's taxonomy places the organism in Eukaryota, Metazoa, Chordata, Actinopteri, Characiformes, Serrasalmidae. Gene Ontology annotation, cellular component: extracellular matrix.